UUUCCUGUGUGAGGGAGGGGGCGCGGGCCAGGUGCGCGCUCGAGGGCCGGCGGGAGCCUGCCAAGCUACAGUGCCUCUCAACCCUGAGACUCGGCUAGACGCCGAGAAUUGCAGUUACAGUCGUUUCGGGAAGGGCCAGGCAGGGCGCCGAGAGGAAUUGGCUGUGGGUCCAGCUUUGGACCACAUUUCCCAGAGGGCCGGGUGGCCGGUCGCUCUUCUCGCAGGAACUGGAACGUUUCGUCACGUCUGGCGGGACCGUUAGAUCCAUGAGGUGAGGGUCCGUGGGUCCCGGGGGAACAGGCUCGGCUAUGCAGGUUGCAACCCCGGGAGACCCGAAAGGCCUAAGUUGAGGAGACCGGAGGCAGUUCUACCCUUAUCCAGGUGCAGAAGAGAAGGAAAGAAUGCAAAAUGAACUUCUGCAAGCAAUGUCCAAGGGAUCAAUGAUGUUCAGGGAUGUUUCUAUAAACUUCUCUCAGGAGGAAUGGGAAUGCCUGGACUCUGGUCAGAUGAAUUUAUACAAAGAAGUGAUGUUGGAGAAUUUCAGCAACCUGGUUUCAGUGGGAAUGGUUUGAGUUGGAAUGGAAUAGAAGAAUUGGAAAUGAGCAGCUCCAGUGGGCUGAAGCUUCACCUUCAUCUUUCUUUGGUCCUUCCUACAGUGGCAUCUCUUUCUUCUCACCAAGGGACUGGAUCUGAUUUCUGGGACACCCACAGCAUAACCAUGUCCCAUGUCUUUUCUUGUGAUCAGGACUUUCCAAUUCUAAGCCAGCUGUGAUUUCCUUAUUGGAACAAGGAAAAGAGCCCUGGAUGGUUGAAAGAGAGCUGACGAGAGGCCUUUGUUCAGAUCUGGAAUCCAUGUGUGAGACCAAGAUAUUAUCUCUAAAGAAGAGACAUUUUAGUCAAGUAAUAUUUACCCAUGAAGACAUGCCCACUUUUAUUCAGCCCACAUUCCUCACUCCACAUCAAAAAACUGUUAAUGAAGAGAAACCCUGUGAAUGUAAGAUAUGUGGAAAGGCCUUUAAUCAGAACUCACAAUUUAUUCAACAUCAGAGAACUCAUUCUGCUGAAAAAAGCUACAAAUGUAAAGAGUGUGGGAAGUCCUUUAGUCGUGGCUCGCUUGUUACUCGACAUCAGAGGAUUCAUACUGGUGAAAAACCCUAUGAAUGUAAGGAAUGUGGCAAGGCUUUUAGUUGUAGUUCAUAUUUUUCUCAACAUCAGAGGAUUCACACUGGUGAGAAACCCUAUGAAUGUAAGGAAUGUGGAAAAGCCUUUAAUUAUUGCUCAAACCUCAACGAUCAUCAGAGAAUUCACACUGGUGAGAAACCCUAUGAAUGUAAAGUAUGUGGAAAAGCCUUUACUAAGAGUUCACAGCUCUUUCCACAUCUGAGAAUUCAUACUGGUGAGAAACCUUAUGAAUGUAAAGAAUGUGGGAAAGCCUUUACUCAACACUCAAGGCUUAUUCAACAUCAGAGAAUACAUACUGGUGAGAAACCUUAUGAAUGUAAGGAAUGUGGGAAGGCCUUUAGUAGUGCCUCAACACUUACUAACCAUCACAGAAUUCAUGCAGGCAAGAAACUCUAUGAAUGUAAGGAAUGUGGAAAGGCCUUUAUUCAGAGCUCAGAACUUAUUCAACAUCAGAGAAUCCAUACAGAUGAAAAACCUUAUGAAUGUAAUGAAUGUGGGAAGGCCUUUAAUAAAGGUUCAAACCUUACUAGACAUCAAAGAAUUCACACUGGUGAGAAACCCUUUGACUGUAAGGAAUGCGGAAAGGCCUUUGGUAGUCGUUCUGACCUUAUUCGCCAUGAAGGAAUUCAUACUGGGUGAAAGAUAAGCUCUGUUCAUAAUCUUUAUAAUAAGAUCUUAAAAAUAGGUAAUGGAAAAAAAAUAAAGCAGUGUAGUAGUUUUUUGAGCUACUAUAACAAUAUCAAGUACCUCAAAAUUGGGUGACUUAAAACAACAUAAAUGUAUUCUCUCACAGUUUUGGAGCUUUGAAAUCCAAAAUCAAAGUUGUUGGUAAGGUUGGUUCCUUCUGAGGACUUUGACGAAGAAUCUGUUCCAUGUCCCUCUCCUGCCUUCUGAUAACAACAAUCUUUGACAUUCCUUGUCGUGUAAUGCAUCAACUCCAGCCUCUGCCUCCAUCUUCACAUUGCAUUCUCCCUAUGUAUAUCGGUCUCUGUCUUGUUUAAGAGGAGACUCAUACAGGACAUGAGUCCUAUUGGAUUAGGGCACACCCCGAUGACCUUAUUUUAACUGAUUACAUCUGCAAAGACCUUAUUUCCAUGUAGGGUCACAUUCACAAGUGCCAGGGGUUAGGGCUUCAACAUAGUUUAACCCAUAACACUGUUAACAUUGUUUUUCUAACAUAUUUGUAAUUUUCUUUUAUACAUAACUUGUUAAAUGUAUUCUAAAAUGUAAAUUCAAGGUUUAAAUUAUACCUGCCUUCCCUCCAAAAAAGAUUCUGUCCCAAACUACUUCUUAAAUAAUUCUUUCCUCCCCAUUGUUUUAUUCUGCUUCUUGGUUAUACAUUUGUGUUUAUAUUGGCUUCAUUUUAGAGCCAUCUUUUCUAUUGCUCUGACCUAUAGAUCUGGUACUACCAAUACUACACUGUAAGUCCUGUUACAUAGGCUGUCUUUUAAUUCCUGGCAAAAUUAUAACUUUGUUUUUGAAGGCAGCUCUGUUCUUUUUCCCUUUGGUAACACUCAUAUUUUCAUGUUGUAAAAAACACACAAAGGAAAUAAAUAGAUUAUCUGUAAGCCUUCCAAACAGAAAUUACUACUUUCAUAUUAUUACAACAUAUCCUUCCAGGCUUUCUUAGUGUAAUCUGAUGUGCAUGCUGUACCAUACCUGCUUCUAUCAUGCUACUGUUUCAGUAAGUAUAAAUAUUUAUUUAUCAUUAUUUUUAAUGGUAUCAUAGUCUUUUCUAUGGUAGAUUAUCAUUUUGCUAAAUACUACUGACAUACUUAAUGGUGCUCACUGAAAUUUUACAGUUAUAAAAAUUGCCUUUUAAAUACAAAUUUAGUGCUAUCUUAUUUUGUUUUGUUUUCUUUAAAAACAUUACGUUUCAGUAUCAAAAUAACUGAUCAGUAUUUCUCCUUGUAAACCAUAUCCCUCAUUGUAACCACUGAUACCAAUUUGUCUUUUAAUCUUCCAGACCUUUUUUUAAAAACUAUAUUUGUUUAUAAAUAUGUGCAUACACAACCAAAUACCUAAAUAUUUCAAUACUUGUAGAAAAGUUAGUGCUGCUUUGUAAUUUUAUAUGUGUGUGAAUAUACAUACACAUAUACACACACACUAAUGUGUGUGUUGGAUUGCUGCAAGGAUUAAAUGAGUUAAGAAAUGUAAAAUGGGUGGGAUUGUUACUAACAUAUAGUAACUAUCUAGCAAAUGCUAUUUUAAUACUAGUAUCAAUAUCUUCACCAUUAUUAUUAUCAUUUGUAGAAAGAAUGUUAACCAUGUAAUACACCUUAAUUGACAUCAAAGAAUUCAUAAUGAGAAAGACCA
Messenger RNA from Herpailurus yagouaroundi (jaguarundi), 3498 nucleotides. RefSeq names its product zinc finger protein 829 (gene ZNF829). Bases 805 to 1821 code for a protein of 338 amino acids. Gene Ontology annotation, molecular function: RNA polymerase II cis-regulatory region sequence-specific DNA binding; DNA-binding transcription factor activity, RNA polymerase II-specific. Gene Ontology annotation, cellular component: nucleus. Gene Ontology annotation, biological process: regulation of transcription by RNA polymerase II. The transcript has 5 exons. NCBI's taxonomy places the organism in Eukaryota, Metazoa, Chordata, Mammalia, Carnivora, Felidae. The record is from RefSeq and is a predicted model, not a curated record.